Molecule: messenger RNA, 882 nt
Organism: Talaromyces atroroseus
Lineage: Eukaryota; Fungi; Ascomycota; Eurotiomycetes; Eurotiales; Trichocomaceae
Exons: 3
Coding region: 1-882 (293 amino acids)
Molecular function (GO): oxidoreductase activity
Source: RefSeq, a predicted model, not a curated record
AUGGCUGCUGCAUCUACUCAAUAUGCUCCAGGCCUUGACACAAGCCAGGGCUUCAAUGCUCAUGCUCAGCCAACAAAGCUUGCAAAGCACGAUGUUACCUACGAUAUGAUGUACUUUGCCCUUGACGCCAAACCGGCCCCUUACUAUAUGGGUCGUCCAGGCACUGUUCUCGGACCCCUGAAACCAUUGCCCGUCGUCAUACAUGAUGUUUCCGGAGAGGAGGACAAAUACACUCUCGACACGCAUGGCUUUCAGUUUGUCAAGCACGAAAGCAAGGAGAAGGAUUUCCUUGACGUCGAGAAAAUCAAGGCGGAAUACUACCCUGAAACGGAACAGCUAGUGAAGGAUGUUACUGGGGCCACGCGGACGUUCGUUUUCAACCACGCAAUCCGCCGUCAGCCCGUGGAAGCCGCUGAUGGAAGUGUGCCUGGGCGCGGCCCAACAUACAACGCUCACAUCGAUCAGUCUUACGAAGACGCUCCGAACCGAGUCAGAAGAUACUUUCCAGAUGAGGCGGACGAGCUUGUCAAAAAGCGGUAUCUAAUCAUCAACGUAUGGCGCCCUAUCAAGACUAUUCUUAAAGACCCCUUUGCCGUCAUUGAUGCACGUUCCGUGGCCGAUAAGGACCUUGUCCCGGUAACAAUGGUCUAUCCUAACAAUCUCGUUGACGAGAAGGUUGCCUGCAAGGCAAACCCAGACCACCUGUGGUACUAUAAGUAUGCCCAGCGCCCUGAUGAGCCGAUGCUGUUCAAGAAUUUCGAUUCGGUUACCGACGGCCGCGCAAGAAGGAAUCCGCAUUCCGCAUUUCAAGAUCCAGCUCAUGCAAAUGACUAUAUGAGGGAGAGUAUUGAGGUGCGAGUGUUGGCUUUUUUUGACGAAUAG